Messenger RNA from Mugil cephalus (flathead mullet), 3275 nucleotides. It is a transcript of the gene oxtra, whose product is annotated as oxytocin receptor a. The transcript is spliced from 2 exons. Gene Ontology annotation, biological process: positive regulation of vasoconstriction; maternal process involved in parturition; female pregnancy. Gene Ontology annotation, cellular component: membrane. The record is from RefSeq and is a predicted model, not a curated record. Gene Ontology annotation, molecular function: vasopressin receptor activity; oxytocin receptor activity; peptide binding. The coding region runs from base 520 to 1701 and encodes 393 amino acids. Lineage: Eukaryota; Metazoa; Chordata; Actinopteri; Mugiliformes; Mugilidae.
CCCAUUGACGAUGACGGAGCUUUACAUAUGUGCAGCUUUUUUUCUCUCUUACUCAUAUUUUAAUUUACAGAGUUUCCUUUUGAUUUCGAAAGCAAACUGUAUGUGUUUUUUGUAGACCACAUGCUCUAAUUUCUUUGAGAUUAUUUAUGAUUUUUGUUUGGGAGAACUACCUUAGACCAGUGAAAUGAACUAUUCACGUGUUUUAAUUUUUCUUGUUUUUUAGGUGCACACUGAAGCUUUCUGCAGGUUGAGGUUUGCUCUUUGGACAUUUACUGAAAUGUUUGAUGUUAUUCGUGCAUCACGUAUCUUGUGUAUAUUUUAAAUAUGGUCUGCUGAGUUUCAAGAAAACGUGAACCCCUGCUUUUAACCAGCAAAACAUGUUGAUGACAUCUCCUCCUCCGUGUUGUCACCUGUGAGGACGCAGGGACUACUUUGGCACAUUAGACCCUUCAGGUGACUGUUCCAAUCAUUGCAUGACUGCACAACCCUGACGCAUCUGCAGAGGAAGAGACUGCGGCAAUGGAAAUUAUAUCAAACGAAAGUGACAUUUGGCAAUUCAACGAAUCCUGGAGGAACUCGAGUCUCAUGAACGGGACCGGUGGUUUGAAUCAGACAAAUCCUCUGAAGCGGAACGAAGAGGUGGCCAAGGUGGAAGUGACUGUGCUCGCCCUCGUGCUGUUUCUGGCACUAGCGGGGAACUUGUGCGUUCUGCUGGCCAUCCACACCACCAAACACAGCCAGUCUCGCAUGUAUUAUUUCAUGAAGCACCUGAGCAUCGCCGAUCUCGUUGUGGCGAUAUUUCAAGUUCUCCCUCAACUUAUCUGGGACAUCACAUUUCGGUUCUAUGGACCGGACAUUUUGUGCAGGUUAGUGAAAUAUCUGCAGGUCGUUGGGAUGUUCGCCUCCACUUACAUGUUAGUUUUGAUGUCCGUAGACAGAUGUUUAGCAAUUUGCCAGCCUCUCCGUUCUUUGCACAGGAGAAAAGAUCGCUUCUAUGUCUUAUUUUCCUGGAUCCUGAGCCUGCUCUUCAGUAUCCCACAGAUGUUCAUCUUUUCCCUGAGGGAGGUUGGCUCGGCGGGAUCAGGAGUGUACGACUGCUGGGGGGACUUCGUGAAACCUUGGGGAGCGAAAGCUUAUAUCACAUGGAUUAGUCUUACUAUAUACAUCAUUCCAGUAGCUAUUCUGAGCAUUUGCUAUGGGUUGAUAAGCUUCAAAAUAUGGCAAAACUUUAAACUGAAAACCAGACGGGAGCAGUGUAUAAGCCUGACGCCCAAAGCCUCCAAAUGUAACACGCUGGCCCGAGUGAGCAGCGUUAAGCUCAUUUCCAAGGCGAAGAUAACCACCGUGAAAAUGACUUUUGUGAUCGUCCUAGCUUAUAUCGUCUGCUGGACCCCCUUCUUCUCCGUUCAGAUGUGGUCUGCGUGGGAUCCAGCAGCUCCCCGCGAGGCUAUGCCCUUCAUCAUCUCCAUGCUACUGGCCAGCCUCAACAGCUGCUGUAACCCCUGGAUCUACAUGUGCUUCGCCGGGCAUCUGUUUCAGGAUCUUAGGCAGAACUUUCUGUGCUGUUCCACCCGCUACCUCAAGUCAUCCCAGUGUCGCUGUGAGCGUGACUUUGACUCCAGCCACAAGAGCAACUCCUCAACCUUUGCCAUUAAGAGCACUAGCAGUCAAAGGAGCAUCACACAGACUUCCACCACAUAAGUACCAGCCCUCCAUUUCCCAUCUGAAGCUGCUCAUUCAGCGUUUCACUACAUGCCCUAGCCCAGAAAACAUCCAGCGGUUCCACUUCAAAAUACCUCUCACCCAGAGGCUUUGCUGUCCAAGCUCGGAGGAGGGAAAACAACAAAGAUCCUAACUGGCUCUUCAGUGUAAAAAAAAAAAAAAAAAAAAAACGGCAUUGUGAAAGUAUUACUGAGAGGAAUCAUGGUGUUCAUUAGAAAUGAUGGGCUAAUCAUGGACCAGUAAGAGUAAUCAGCUGAAUCUUUUUGUAUGCUUAUUUUUACACUCUUCUUUUUUCCGGUGUACAGUACAUACCCGCCUGUUUUCAGUGCAGAAAAAAAAACAGAUGAAAAGAUAGCAUUCGAAAAAUUUGUUAAGCACUGUCAUCUGUGGCCAACUCCUCUACUGAUUCAGUUACUGUUGCCAUCAAAGCUUAUAGAUCCCAUGUGUCUGUGAUACAAUGAAGAUGUUGUAGAUAUUCUGUACGAUGUUGUUAAUUUCGUUGAAACGUUUGCCAUGGGUUGCUUACGUGUAAACUGUUACUUGAGAACGUUAUGUGAUGUGAAAUACCAUAUAGCACUCGCUGGUUUAGAUUAAAACACAAAAAUAAAGAGUGAAAGCAAAACAAAAUGCACUGACAGCUUUAUAAUUGACUCAUUUUGCCUUUUGAACAGACUGAAGAAACCCUGAUGAAAUGCCUUGAACAAAUGUUUGGCAGCAAGUUCAAACUUGUGCAAUCAGCCACAAAAUGCACUAUUUGGAUGAGAUCUGGAGGCCGCAGCGCUGAACUAAAGUGACUUGUGUUUCUGGAGGUACCUUGAGUCAGCAGUUCCUGCUCACUCUUUAUUGUUUUUCAGCAGUUUCUGCUCAUUCAAGGUAGGUACCUCCAGACGUGACAAUAAAGGUGAACCGUGCAUUCACAUGAAUUUACUUUGUUUGCGAAGCUAAUUAAGCCAGAGACAGUUUAGUCGUUCAUUUUGUGAAGCAUCGUUGGCCUGUUGAAUUAAUUACUGCAUAUUUAAUUAUCACUGUCAAUAAUGAGGAGUGACUUGAACAAAAGCAAAACCUGUGUAAUAAAAUCACCUCCAAAGCAGUAUGUUUAGAAAAAUAAUCCGAUCUUAUGAUCUGUUCAGUUAAUCCAACUUUCAGCUCUGUCACUCAGUUCAUCUUGAUAUAUUGCCUCUCCACCACCGUACACUACGAUAUAAUCUACCACAGUUUAGCAGCAUCACAAAAUACAGUGUAGAAUAUUUAACAAUCACUCUAAGCUUCAGUCAGGUUAGUCACUGUCACAACACUCAGCUGCAUAUGGUUUAAUAUGGUUUUUAAUUAUGUCAUAAUGUAAAUUACAGAGUAAAUUUAGACUAAUGUUUGACUGAACAAAAGAGGUGUGUGUGUGGGGGGGGUUCUCUUCCCUUAUUUGUACUGUGAUGCUUCUGAGAGUCUUUUUGUCAGUUUACUAUCAAGGGAAAUUCUGUAAAAUACAAAUAUUUUAAUGCACUGAUGCAUCUAUAAAUAAAUGAUAAUAAUAAUAUUAAUAAAUAUAUAUAAGUGUA